This is a messenger RNA of Fusarium venenatum, 522 nucleotides long. RefSeq lists its product as uncharacterized. NCBI's taxonomy places the organism in Eukaryota, Fungi, Ascomycota, Sordariomycetes, Hypocreales, Nectriaceae. The record is from RefSeq and is a predicted model, not a curated record.
AUGCUUUAUCAAAGCGUCAUUCUCGGCCUCGUCGCCACAGCCACAGCAAUUGAUAUCCGCUUCUACACCAACCGCAAUGGAGCUUGUUUCGAGGGCCCAUGGAUUGGCUUCGCAAACGUCAACCCAGGUGUAUGCUGCAUCCCUGCCGGUGCGAAUGCCAACACCUUCUGGGCCACUGCUGGUCUUCACGCGAUUCCUAAGGGAUGGCGUAUCAUGGGUCGAGGCUAUGGUAAUUCUAGAUGUAAUGAGUUACCGAUGCAGUACGCCAGCGGCAACGGUAACGGAGCAGACUUGUGUCUGCCCCACAAUGGCAACAGUCUCAAGAGCGCAAAAUACGACUUUGUUCAGAGUGGUCAGAAGAGAGAUGUUAAAGACGAAGAAUGUAAAGAUCGAACAAAGGCAUCUGAGCUAGGUCUGGGUGAUGGAAAUGUUUAUGAUAUCAGCAACAUGACUGAUGAAGACGUUAAUAACCUGGACAACCUCUCCCACAAAGAACUCGUUCAUGUCACAUUAAUAUGCUAA